Molecule: messenger RNA, 1674 nt
Organism: Colletotrichum godetiae
Lineage: Eukaryota; Fungi; Ascomycota; Sordariomycetes; Glomerellales; Glomerellaceae
Exons: 3
Coding region: 1-1674 (557 amino acids)
Molecular function (GO): protein dimerization activity
Source: RefSeq, a predicted model, not a curated record
AUGAUAGCUUCGACGCCGUUGUCCCCGCACUUCUCUCCCGAAGUUUUCGGAGGGGCUUUCGACGUCGGCGACCGCCAACACCACGCCACUCGGCCCGGUAAUCAGACCACCCUGCUGAGUCCAGGCCACAAUCGGCCCAACGCCAUUCAUGAAUCGACCACAGCGACACCAAUUAAUCAGCACCUGGAUCAGCAACACCAGCAAAACCACCCUCAGCUCCAUACUUCAGCCCUGGGUCUGGGUCUCGGACUGGGUACUCUGGGGUUGACACAUGCAGAGGGCAACCAGGGUCUUCAGCACCAAUUCGGUCCAGCGGCUGCGCCUGCGCCUAAUAUUGCUGCUGAUCAACAGGGGACGUCGUCGUCGUCGCAUCUCCAUUCGCAGGGCCAUCAAAGAACACCCGCCCACGCCGCCGCAUGGUUUCCGCCCGGAUAUGGAGUCCCGGCGUACCACGACAACCCGCAACAGCAGCAUGUCGAUGCAACGUCUUCCUCCACAGCAGCAGCAGGUGUCAACCCACCCGUCACUCUUUCUGCAGCGGUCGGUCUGAGUACUGAUGGCAGAAGCCAGAGUAUUGGUGUUGGAGGUGGUGGUCACUUAUUCGAUUUCGGAUUCGCAGCACCACCGCUGACACUACCACCAACGAGUGAGCAGUCGUUCCUGGGCGGCGGAGUCUAUGCCGACAUCACGCCACUUUCCACCACGGUAGCUGUAACAGCUCACCCGCAACCACCCACGACCACUUUUGAUUUCCAUGCUUCGCCAUGGCGGCCUCGGCUUCAAGACAGCAGCUCCGUCACACUGACACCAAACAUUGCAGCCGUCGCUGCGGUCGAAUUGAACCACGACGUCCGCAAGCACAGCAAAAGCAGCAUGGAGACCGAUAGCGACGUCAAGGACCCUUCGUGGGAUGACGAUGAUAACGAGCCCCAAGAUAAAAGGGCCGGAGCUGGAGCAAUGAAGACAUCGUCGUCGUCGUCGUCGCCUGGGACCCGGAAGCCGCAGCGAAAGGGCAAGCGCCGUGCCGUAGCCGAUCCCGGAGCUGGCGGCAUCGACAACGAUGACGAACCCACCAGCCCCGCGGGCCGAACAAGCGUCAGCGGCCGAUCGGUCAAGUCGGUAUCCGUCGCCUCAUCCGCCGGAUCGAGCACCAAGAACGCACCGGCACCCCGACUGCGCAGUGCAUCCCGCACCUCGAAAAACGCACUGCAAAAGCCGACUGAGUCCCUCGAAGAACGCCGAACGCGCGCAUCUCAUAACCUAGUCGAGAAGCAGUACCGCAACCGACUGAACGCUCAAUUUGAGGGUCUUCUCAAUGCCCUACCAGAGCAGGUCCGUGGCCCGGCCGGCGCCGGAGACGGCGACGAAUCGGACCCGCAGGCGGCGGCAGCGGCAAAUGAGGAAAGGCGGGUCAGCAAGGCCGAGGUGCUGGACAUGGCCCGCCGCCACAUCCAGAACCUGGAGCGGGAGCGGGAGACGCUCCACCGCGAAAGGGGGGAGCUGCUGCGCAAUCUGGAGACGAUGGAGCGGGAGGCGGCGGCGAAUGGCGGCGGGGCCACCCUGCCUGCCGCGAGCCUAUUCUCUGAUGAUGGUGGUGGUGGUGGUGGUGGUCACAGUGGUGGUGUUGGGUGUGAAGCCAAUGCAGAGCACUUCUGGAAAGGGGGGAGCGCGUGA